Cynara cardunculus var. scolymus (artichoke) is the source of this 1103-nucleotide messenger RNA. Its product is annotated as (R)-specific enoyl-CoA hydratase. The transcript is spliced from 4 exons. NCBI's taxonomy places the organism in Eukaryota, Viridiplantae, Streptophyta, Magnoliopsida, Asterales, Asteraceae. The coding region runs from base 222 to 695 and encodes 157 amino acids. The record is from RefSeq and is a predicted model, not a curated record.
UUUCCCCCAUUCUUCCGACGUUGACUCCUGUCUAGUCCUCCGGUGGUGAAAAUAGGUGUAUUACUCUGUAGAAUAAUUGUAUCAAGCAAUCAUAUUCAGGGGUCAGCUAAAUCUUACUAGUUCAUAAGCAGAUUCAUUGGAAUUUGCAUUAGAUCAUCGUGUAGUCACUUUCUUUUUGCUUGAAGAAACAUAUUAUUUCAUCUUCUGAGGAAUCCAUUGAUAUGAUGGCAAUCAAGCGUAUGUUUAACUACAUUCCAACAUUGAGAUACUCCUCAGACUCAUAUCUUAAAAGCGGAGACAGGUUGAAACAAACAAGAAUAUUUUCAAGUCAAGAUCUUGUUGAAUUCUCGAAGCUGAGUUUUGAUGCAAACCCUCUGCAUUUAGAUCCUGAAUUUGCAAGGAAUGCUGGAUUUAAAGAUAGAGUGGUUCCUGGAAUGCUUGUUGCAUCUCUAUUCCCAAGGAUCAUUGCUUCUCAUUUCCCUGGAGCAGUAUAUGCCUCACAGACAUUGCACUUCAGAUCGCCGGUUUACGUAGAGGAGGAGAUUACUGGAGAAGUUGAAGCUACUAGCAUAAGAGAAUCAAAGAAGAAAUAUAUUGCCAAGUUUACAACCAGGUGCUUCAACAACACUGGGGUUCUUGUUCUUGAUGGAGAGGCUAUGGCUGUCCUACCAACAUUAUGUCCAACAAAAGCCUAAACUUUGGAUUCAUUGGUAUGGCUUCACCCCUAAAACCAAACCAAAGAUCUCCCAGCUCUUUUUAGGGGGUUCGUUACGGUCAACAAAUCAGCAACCUGAGUAUAUCCCAAUCAGAAGUAGGGUAUGGAAUGAUAUGGUUUCACCCCUAAAAGUAAACCGACCCAAACUCAGUAUAUCGGAGCGAUAUGGUUUCAGCCCUGCCACUAUUAAAGCCGAAAUGAGCCAUUCCUGCCUCACUUGCUAUGUACAACAGCAACUUCUUUUAUUGUCUUGGAUCAUUUUAAUAUUCUGAUUUAGUAAGUCCCUUUUAUUUUGUGUAAGAUCGUUCAUAUGUGAAUCAUGUUUAUCUUGAUUCAGUAAUUUCACUAUGUUCAUCGAUGCUGACCAACAGCUUCACAGAAAGGUUCG